Messenger RNA from Arctia plantaginis, 519 nucleotides. The record is from the annotation of a GenBank genome assembly. Lineage: Eukaryota; Metazoa; Arthropoda; Insecta; Lepidoptera; Erebidae.
AUGUUCUACUUUUUAUCCGACUGCGCCAGAAGGGCUAUCGGAGACCUGGAGGAUGACACGACGCCGUUAGAUAUGUCGUGGCCGUCAGGCUUCCGAAAGCGGCUGACGUACCUGUUGGUCGCGCCAAUUGUCUUCCCAUUAUGGAUUACCCUCCCGGACACCAGGACGCCGAGAGGGAAAGGAUUGUUCCCUAUAACAUUUAUAGGGUCUAUAGUUUGGAUAGCUUUCUUCUCUUAUCUGAUGGUGUGGUGGGCGAAUGUGGCGGGAGCUACGGCGAUGGUGCCUCCAGAAGUGAUGGGGCUUACGCUGCUGGCUGCGGGGACGUCGGUGCCUGACCUCAUCACGUCCGUGAUAGUCGCCAGAAAAGGAUUUGGUGAUAUGGCCGUCUCAAGCUCAGUCGGCAGCAAUAUUUUUGAUGUUACUGUUGGCCGGAGAUACAGAUAUACUAAGAAGAAACAAUCGGGCUUCGAUUACAUGUUGAACAAAAGACACCCUUGUCGCCUUACUGGAGCUGGAUAG